AUGCAAAUCUCACUUGCUUCCAUUCUACUCGUGCUUGGUGUCGUUUCAUUCAGCGUUGAUGCUGCCAGUCUUAUCAAAAAAAGAGAUGAUAGCAUGAAUUGCCCUUCUGGUGCUGGUGGCGCUGGAUCAUACUCUGAUCCUGGCAACUGUGAACGCUACUUUUAUUGCACAGCUGGCAACAGAGAUCCCAGCAUUCAAUACUGUCAAAGUGGCACAUUAUUCAGUGCUAGUUUAAGGCGCUGUGUUGUUGCCUCGCGUGCUGACUGUAGUCGUUGA
Messenger RNA from Mucor velutinosus, 276 nucleotides. RefSeq lists its product as uncharacterized. NCBI's taxonomy places the organism in Eukaryota, Fungi, Mucoromycota, Mucoromycetes, Mucorales, Mucoraceae. The record is from RefSeq and is a predicted model, not a curated record. The coding region runs from base 1 to 276 and encodes 91 amino acids. The transcript has 2 exons. Gene Ontology annotation, molecular function: chitin binding. Gene Ontology annotation, cellular component: extracellular region.